GUUCAUGCAUUGAUUACAGGUCCAUUUGAAACUCCAUAUGAAGGAGGAUUUUUCUAUUUUUUGAUUCGAUGUCCACCAGAUUAUCCAAUACAUCCUCCAAGGGUGAAGUUGAUGACUACUGGUGAAGGAAAGAUUAGAUUCAAUCCAAAUUUAUAUAAGAAUGGAAAAGUCUGUUUAAGUAUUCUAGGAACUUGGGCUGGUCCUGCAUGGAGUCCUGCCCAAAGUUUAUCAAGUGUUUUAAUUUCUAUUCAGUCACUUAUGAAUGAAAAUCCCUAUUUUAAUGAACCUGGUUUUGAAAAGGUGAGUGGAAAUAACUGA
Molecule: messenger RNA, 318 nt
Organism: Centruroides sculpturatus (bark scorpion)
Lineage: Eukaryota; Metazoa; Arthropoda; Arachnida; Scorpiones; Buthidae
Product: ubiquitin-conjugating enzyme E2 Z-like
Exons: 2
Biological process (GO): negative regulation of apoptotic process
Cellular component (GO): nucleus
Molecular function (GO): cysteine-type endopeptidase inhibitor activity; ubiquitin conjugating enzyme activity
Source: RefSeq, a predicted model, not a curated record